AAAGCAGCUACUUAAUGCAACAUUGCCAGUGUCUUGCUGGUUGUGUUUUACUGUUCUGAUAUUAAUGCAGUACCUUUGGAGUGGCUUCAUGUGAUCAAACCCAGGGUCUCGUGAAUACCAGGCAGCUACCUUGCUACCUCUUUAGGUUGCAUUCUCAACCUAAGGAUCACUCACUUAUUAGUGAACCAUGAUUUGUUUUGAGCAAGACAACCUGGGCCAAAAAUUUGAAGAUGCUUUUGACAUAUUAAGGCAGCAUUCAACUGAGGAUCUCCAGUAUUCCGAUCACGGAAAUAACCAGCCUCUGCUUAACUGCUGUUCUCAAAUGAGAGGACCCCCUCACUACAUCGGAUUUCCUACAGUGUCCCCCAUAGAGGAACCUGGGAACAACUGGAGAACCAGCAUUAACAGUGCCACUGACUUACAUUUGGAAGGGAAUAAUUCUCCAUUGCUGCAGAACAUAACUGAAGGGCAGUUGGCAUCACCUGGUGCUUUCCAGCAAAAAGGAGGAAAGGGCAGGAAGAAGCUGAGACUAUUUGAGUACCUUCAUGAAUCCUUGUGCAACCCUGAGAUGUCAUCUUGUAUUCAAUGGGUUGAUAAAAACAAAGGCAUCUUUCAGUUUAUAUCCAAAAACAAAGAGACGCUUGCUGAACUUUGGGGGAAAAGGAAAGGCAACAGGAAGACCAUGACUUAUCAGAAAAUGGCCAGAGCCUUGCGGAAUUAUGCACGGACGGGAGAAAUCAUCAAAAUCCGGAGAAAACUCACCUACCAAUUCAGUGAUCUCAUCCUCCAGAGACUUUCACCACCUCAUAUCUCAGGGAAAGAAUUCUUCUACUCUCCAUAUGUCCAACCGGAUCAAAAAUAUCUUACUUUAAAUAAUUGGGAUGCCAAUUACAACUAUGCCUAUACUAAUUACCAGGAGCUAAACUACCCAGUAUACUAACUAUCCUCUGCCAUUUCCUGGUCUCCCAACAUCAGAAAAUGCUGCAGACUUCAAGAUUGUUUUACUUGAGGCAAGCAUACCCCACCUUCCAUAUUCAGAGGUUCCACAUCAAGAAUUCAGCCAACUACGGGUAAAAAUAUUAAAAAAGCAAUUGUGCCUCUUGUUUCAAAGGAAUUUUUCUAAAUGACACAAUAGUGUAAUCGUAGCAUUUAUAUUGCAUUGGUGUUAAAUUUGCUCCUAGGUUAUGCAAAUCU
Perognathus longimembris pacificus (Pacific pocket mouse) is the source of this 1194-nucleotide messenger RNA. RefSeq names its product Spi-C transcription factor (gene Spic). The coding region runs from base 188 to 940 and encodes 250 amino acids. The transcript is spliced from 6 exons. Gene Ontology annotation, biological process: cell differentiation; regulation of transcription by RNA polymerase II. Gene Ontology annotation, cellular component: nucleus. Gene Ontology annotation, molecular function: sequence-specific DNA binding; DNA-binding transcription factor activity, RNA polymerase II-specific. The record is from RefSeq and is a predicted model, not a curated record. Lineage: Eukaryota; Metazoa; Chordata; Mammalia; Rodentia; Heteromyidae.